CGCGCGCAUAUCGCACAGGCCACGCGCUAUUUUUGGAAUAACCUGUGCGCGCUCCUACAUGCCAGCUCUCGUGUUGUCUGUCAGUGUCAAACCAGACACCUUUACACCACAUUUAACAGGACUCGUACAGCAAUAUCCUAAAAUAGGUAGUCUUCUUUUCACCAGAGCGUCGCCGCUUUGCCUUUGUCUGUCUGUGUGCUGCGUUUAGAGGCAGCGUCGCGUCUUAAAUGACCGACCUCAGUUGAUCCUAAUAUAGUUCGGGUGAAGCGAGCAUGCGCAGGACGCGGAGAUGUGCACGGAGAAGCUCGGCAGUAGUGCACACGCACAAAUGGACACUGGCACGCAGGACGUUUGCCAUGAGGACUAUAUAAUGAACAGCACAGACCCCGAUCCGAAUGCAGAAGCUUAUAUGAACUUCAUGAAGAAACACUGUUGUUAUGAUGCGAUUCCCACCAGCUGCAAACUGGUCAUUUUUGACACCACACUGCAGGUGAAGAAGGCCUUCUUUGCUCUGGUUGCGAACGGCCUGAGAGCGGCCCCUCUCUGGGACAACAAACUGCAGAGAUUUGUGGGUAUGCUGACAAUCACAGAUUUUAUCAAUAUUCUUCAUCGGUAUUACAAGUCACCUAUGGUUCAGAUCUAUGAAUUGGAGGAUCACAAGAUUGAGACAUGGAGAGGUGAUUCAUUUCAAAACGUCUAUCUGCAAUAUCACGAUCAAUAUCUCAUCAGUAUCACACCUGAGGCAAGCCUCUUUGAUGCCGUCUACUCUUUACUGAAACACAAAAUCCACAGGCUGCCGGUCAUCGACCCAGAGUCUGGAAAUGUCCUUCACAUACUGACCCAUAAGAGAAUCCUCAAGUUCCUUCAUUUAUUUGAAGCCGCAGUGCCCAAGCCACGCUUCUUGAAGAUGCAAAUCAAAGAUGCGGGAAUAGGAACUUUCACAGACAUAGCCACAGUCUCACAGACGGCCACUGUGUACGAUGCACUUUCUGUGUUUGUCGAGCGACGCGUGUCCGCUCUCCCAGUGGUGGAUGACGAUGGCAAGGUGGUUGCCCUGUAUUCCAGAUUUGAUGUGAUUAAUCUCGCAGCGCAGAAAACCUAUAAUAACCUGAGCAUGAGCAUGCAGGAGGCGGUGCGGAGGAGGCGCUGUUAUGUGGAAGGAGUCAUUAAAUGCUAUCCUGACGAGACUUUGGAAACUGUUAUUGACAGAAUAGUCAAGGCGGAGAUGUUUAAUCUCGGCUGUGUCCAGGUCCAUAGGCUGGUGCUUGUGGACAGAGAUGACGUGGUUCAGGGAAUAAUCUCUCUCUCAGACCUGCUGCAGGCCAUAGUCUUAUCUCCAGCAGGUAUUGAUGCUCUGUUUUCCUAACCUGAGAGGAUAUGUUUUCACCUGUUCCCUCAUCUAACCAGCACUAGUAACCAGGUAUUCAGAGCAGAUAAAAUAUGACCGCGAGCAAGAAUGAAGAAAAAAUAUCUUUUUUACAUGAUGCAUUUGCAUUGUAAAGCUUUAUGGAUCAUGUAGAGUGUAUAAUAUAUUAAACAACAAAUUUCUCAUUUAACUGAGAGAUUGUUUAUGAUGAGUACUGACAAAGAGAAGUGUUGCUUUAAGUUUUUAUGUAUGAGUGAGCACACAAGGGCUGGGAUUUUGAUCAAAUUGAUCAUCUAGUUUGCCUUUUUGUGCUGCUAUGAAAUGUAUAGACAGAUUAUCAUGUUUUUUUGUUUUUGUUUUUGUUUUUUCCUAAUAAAAAAUUCCUUGUGCUCUUUUU
Megalobrama amblycephala (Wuchang bream) is the source of this 1763-nucleotide messenger RNA. It is a transcript of the gene prkag3a, whose product is annotated as protein kinase, AMP-activated, gamma 3a non-catalytic subunit. The record is from RefSeq and is a predicted model, not a curated record. Bases 290 to 1366 code for a protein of 358 amino acids. NCBI's taxonomy places the organism in Eukaryota, Metazoa, Chordata, Actinopteri, Cypriniformes, Xenocyprididae. The transcript has 13 exons.